This is a messenger RNA of Agrilus planipennis (emerald ash borer), 1978 nucleotides long. It is a transcript of the gene Baldspot, whose product is annotated as elongation of very long chain fatty acids protein 6. Gene Ontology annotation, molecular function: fatty acid elongase activity. The record is from RefSeq and is a predicted model, not a curated record. Gene Ontology annotation, biological process: fatty acid elongation, saturated fatty acid; fatty acid elongation, monounsaturated fatty acid; very long-chain fatty acid biosynthetic process. NCBI's taxonomy places the organism in Eukaryota, Metazoa, Arthropoda, Insecta, Coleoptera, Buprestidae. Gene Ontology annotation, cellular component: endoplasmic reticulum membrane. Bases 141 to 989 code for a protein of 282 amino acids. The transcript has a single exon.
AAUGGCGCUGAUUUUGGGUGUGCGGUCCGACGUCGGAGCCGGUGAACAAAUAUAGGUGCUGGGAAUGAGCAAUGGUGAUAUUCCCCACUUGUUCGUGAAAGUGGCAAAAGAAAAGUUGUUGCUCGCAGUCUGAUUUCGAUAUGGAAGACUACAAGCACGUUACUCUUCCGAAUUAUUCGUAUGUGUUUAAUUUUGAGAAUGACUUUAUUCACCAAGACACCCGCACGUGGAUGGUAAAAAACUGGACCCUCGGAUUUUACUAUGUGGGUGCUUAUAUGGUGCUCAUCUUCGGUGGUCAAUAUUUAAUGCAAAAUAGGAAAAGGUUCGAGCUUCGCGGUGUGUUAUCGUUAUGGAACACGUCGUUGGCGGUUUUCAGUAUUAUGGGGGCUUGCAGAACCGUACCAGAGUUUUUGCACAUUCUCACUCACCACGGCCUUUACCAUUCUGUUUGUGUACCAUCGUUUAUAGAACAAGAUAAAGUUUCGGGAUUCUGGACAUGGAUGUUUGUUUUGAGUAAAUUGCCUGAGCUUGGUGACACCAUUUUCAUCGUCCUCCGCAAGCAGCCCCUUAUAUUUCUUCAUUGGUAUCAUCAUAUUACAGUUCUCCUUUACUGCUGGUUCAGUUAUACUGAAUAUACUGCUAGUGCACGAUGGUUUAUAGUGAUGAAUUAUUGUGUACAUGCUGUGAUGUAUACUUAUUAUGCUCUCCGUGCUAUGGGCUAUCAUCCACCUAGACAAAUUGCUAUGGUGAUAACAUCUCUGCAGCUUCUUCAAAUGGUUGUUGGUUGUUGUGUGAAUUUCUGGGCUCAACAGUUAAUUCAGGAAGGGAGGGAAUGCCAUGUUACUAAUUUGAACAUCAAGAUAUCAUUAGCUAUGUAUUUUAGUUAUUUUGUCUUGUUUGCCAGGUUUUUCUAUAAAUCAUACUUUUCUGGGGUAAAGUGGAAGAAACAAAGUAAUGACGCGACUCUUUUAAAAGCUAAAGCACACUAGUAGCAGUGGUUGUUGAUUAAUAGCAUUCCUAAAAGACUUGUUAUUAUUACUGUUGUGGUUGUGAUUGGCUAAUAUUGUAGUUUUUUUAGAUGAGCAACUAAAUACACUUUGUACAGUACAGUACUUUGCAAGGAACAGGUUUUAUUCAAUUAUAAGGGUGAGUCGAAGUUCUGUCCAUUGACUUGAGAUAAUCUUAUUAUUCAAUAAACACAUGAAAAUUAAGACUAUAUUGGACAAUGACCUGUUGUGGUCUGGGCUUGGAUUUUCCCAGUAGCUAAUGGAGUUCCUCUUUAUGGAGAGGAGAGUUGUAUGACCCUUUAAUGGGUUCAUGUAAUAAAGUACACUGAGUAGUGAUAACUGCAUUUUCUUGUAAAUCUAUUGAAAACUCAGAAACUGUACAUUAGUCAGAAGCACAAUUUUACAAAUUUUGCCUUCUUAGUGAGUACAUGUAAUGGAAUAGGGGUGGGCUUAUUUCAAACUAGUCAUUACCUAAUUAAAUAAAAGGCUAUUAAAAAGAAAACAAUACUUAUAGGUAUAGAAAUAAAUUUGUCUAAAUUAAAUUUAGUAAAGUUUUUAUAUGAGGAAAAUGGCAUUUGUUUUUAUUUUUAAAAUGCUUAAUGUUGAAUAUUUUUAUGUAACAUAAAUAUACUUAUGCAAUUUUACAAUUGUUGAUGUUUUUUAUAUUUAGCACGUUUUCUUGCAUUUUAUAGUUAAACUUAACGUCGAAAUGUUUCUUAAAUAUAAAACGUAAACCCGGAUAAAGAUCUUAAUUUUCUUUUGUUAUAGUAGGUACCUAUUUAUUUGUUAGGCGUUUGUUCUUAACAAAUGAUUGGGUUUACUUUGUAUAUGUAUAUAUUAGUAAACUGUAAAAGUAUUAAUAAUGUUUGAUAAGUUCAUCAAAUUUAUGAGUACUAAAUUAUUUAUAUUUUGACCAUUUUCUAUGAAAAAAAUUGUUGAAUUAUUCGAAAUAAAAGUGCUUGUUAAGAGGA